This is a messenger RNA of Truncatella angustata, 2288 nucleotides long. RefSeq names its product major facilitator superfamily domain-containing protein. Gene Ontology annotation, biological process: transmembrane transport. Gene Ontology annotation, cellular component: membrane. NCBI's taxonomy places the organism in Eukaryota, Fungi, Ascomycota, Sordariomycetes, Amphisphaeriales, Sporocadaceae. The coding region runs from base 376 to 1842 and encodes 488 amino acids. The transcript has 5 exons. The record is from RefSeq and is a predicted model, not a curated record. Gene Ontology annotation, molecular function: transmembrane transporter activity.
CCCGGCUCCGCAUUCAUUGUCACGGUAUUGUCUGAGCUCAUGACAUAAAACGACGCACACUACACUCUUAAGGCUAGAAUGCCAAGGGAAAAGAGCUUAGAACCAGUCCCAAGCUCUCAACUCCACGCUGAGCAAUGGUCUUGCGGAGAUGACUUUGUCCGUUAUCCUCAUCCCCAUGGGGUGAUGAUGGCGCGGUCUGGGGAAGAGGAACCCUCGACAUACGGUUCCGUAUCAUUGGGACAAGAACCGUAGAAGCAUAAAAGGGCAUCCGUUUAACAGCCGAGAACAUAUCUAUCCUAUCGUUCUUCCAAGUUCUAAGAUCUGAAAGAUUGAAGCGAACUCUAUCGAUUCUUUCCUAAACCCCAACGUGACGCCAUGUCCGACCUUCAAUCUAUCAUGCCUGAGAAGGCCAAGGUAGCCAGUGAACCGACAAGUCAACAGAUCGAGUCAAUCUACGAGAAAAGCGAUGCCGAAGCCACUCCUGGAGCUGAUUAUGCUGGAGCCACAACGAAAACAGAUCCCAAGGAAAUUGCGCUUGUCAAAAAGCUCGACUACAGGAUCAUGCCAAUCUUAUGGGCCAUGUAUUUCAUGAACUACCUGGACAGGAACGCGAUUGCGAAUGCUCGUCUCAAUAACCUCGAGAAUGACUUGGGACUUGUCGGCUCUCAGUACAAUACCUGCAUAUCUAUCCUUUUCGUUGGUUAUCUGCUCAUGCAGAUUCCCUCAAAUAUGUUAAUGUCAUCGGGAAAGAUUCGACCAUCUUGGUACAUGUGUGCAUGCAUGGGUGCUUGGGCCACUGUAUCAGCGCUCACGGCUAUAGUCCACAAUUAUACUGGACUCGUUGUUGUGCGCUUCUUCUUGGGCGUUGCCGAAGCACCUUUCUAUCCCGGCGCGCUCUAUUUGCUAUCCAUCUUUUACACCAGAAAGGAGAUCGCUACCCGCAUUUCCAUCUUAUACUCUGGCAAUAUCUUUGCUACUGCAUUUGCCGGCCUUAUCGCAGCUGCCACGUUUUCGACGUUGGAUGGCGCCCAUGGUCUUGCCGGUUGGAAGUGGCUUUUCAUCAUUGAAGGCGUUGUUACUUUUGGUGUCGCUGGGCUUGGCAUCAUCAUGCUUCCUGACUCACCUCUUACCACUUCAUGGCUAACACCUGAGGAGCGGCAACUAGCUCAUGAUCGUAUGGCCCGUGACACUGUCGGAGGCGAGGGCAGUAAGGGAACCCGAGCUGGUUUCAUACAGGCAAUCAAGGACCCAAAGCUGUAUUUGUUUUGCUUUAUGCAGAACAUGCAUCUAUCGGCUUGUUCCUUCAACAACUUCUUUCCCACGGUGAUUGGUAGCCUGGGUUUCAAUAGUACAAUAACCCUCGUCCUUACCUGUCCUCCAUAUCUAGUAUCUGGUUUUGUGGGGUAUUUCGUCGGUCUCACAUCCGGACGCUACAACGAGCGCACGUGGCAUAUUACUCUCAGCAUGGGCGCGGCUCUGGUCGGAUUCAUCAUUUCAUGCGCCACGCUCAAUACUGCUGCACGAUAUAUCGCCUGUUUUCUUUUCGCGAGUGGAGCCUACGCUGUGAACUCUGUCAUUCUCGGAUGGGUAUCGGCAACUCUGGGACAAACCCAAGAAAAGAAGGCUGUCAGCCUCUCCAUCGUUAAUGUCCUAGCCAACGCCUCCUACAUAUACACGGCCUACCUGUAUCCGAAGAGCGAUGGUCCGCGCUAUCUGAUAGCCAUGUCCAGCAAUUGCGCUUUUGCAUUUUUGACCAUCGUGUCUGCAUGGGUCCUGCGGGUCUGGUUGAUGCGCAUCAACAAGCGUUCUGCCAGGGACGGUGGCCUGCAGUUUGCAUAUUAAUGGAAUUAGGCAACCUUUAGUCUUCACCGCCAAACAGAAUAUUUGAGGCAUUUGCUAGUAUUUCAGAUCCAUGACAAGUUUUUGGUAUCCAAAGAUAUGAAGCCAGAGUGUGUCAUAGUACAUGGAUCCGGAACACUUCCGACGGCCUGGACACAUUUCGAGCAGAUCGUACGACAGUCAAUGUACCCUACGUCAUAUAGGCUGUAAUUAUAUAGACGCUAUGAAUUGUCGUGCUUGCAAAUCCAGCGGCGGAGAAAUUAUUAGCGAAAUGAGUAUGAUUGCCAUGUGCCACUCCCAAUCUGUCAAGCGAGGAGGGGUUGGAGAAGUUCGGGGUACAUUUGCCCCGGCGUUGUUUCCCCAGGUUCUCUGAAGCUUGGUUGUGGGGGACAUGCUGAUCAACGCUUAUAGUCGAUAGAAAAGUCAAUUGAAUGUUUGAGUAGCGAGGA